Messenger RNA from Sphenostylis stenocarpa, 849 nucleotides. The record is from the annotation of a GenBank genome assembly. Lineage: Eukaryota; Viridiplantae; Streptophyta; Magnoliopsida; Fabales; Fabaceae.
AUGGGAGAGGAUUCGCCGAAAAAUAAAGUAAAAUUCCUCUGCAGCUACGCCGGCAAGGUCCUCCCACGACCCUCCGAUGGCCUCCUCAGGUAUGUCGGGGGCGAGACUCGGGUGGUUUCAGUCCCUCGCGACGUCACAUUCUCCGAGCUGAUGAAGAAGGUGAGCGGGAUGGUGGAGGGGGAGGUGGUGCUAAAGUACCAGCUGCUCCCGGAAGAUCUGGACGCGUUGGUGUCAGUUAGGACGCAGGAAGAUGUGAAGCACAUGAUCCAGGAGCUGGAUCGUCACCACACCGGAAUGCUCCGUGCAUUCCUCUUCCCCACUUCAAAGACGCCUUUGCUUGCGUCGGAACCCUAUCUCUUGGAGCAACGCUACAUCGACGCCGUAAAUGGGAUCAUCCGAACAAGCCCUAAGGCAGCCAAGGGCUCUGCAUGUUCAUCCCCAAAAUCAUCGUCACCGGAUGCAGGGGAUCUGUACUCGCCUAGGUACUCCCCUAGUUUUGGGAAUUUCAAAUCGAAUGCGAAUGCCAUGCAGAGAGUGCAAAGCUCUCCCAGCCUCACCAGCAUUGGUGGCUUCGAUCAGCAAGGUCAUUAUCACCAGCAUCCCCAUCUCCCAUUUCACAACUAUCCAUCUUCCUCAACGUUAACUUCUAGACCGCCCCACGAUCCUCAACUGGGAAGGCUUGGUGGAAGGGGUGCCUCCUUUAACUAUCACUACUCAAACACCAGACAACCCCACAGAGGAGGAGGAGGAGGCUACGCCUACCAUGAUGACUCUGCGACCUAUGUGAAUGGCCAUGUUCCCAUUCAAAGUAUGCCCAGAAGUCCUAGAAGAAAAUCUGUAUGGGACUAG